AUGCGACAACACUCGCUCUCGAGUGUGCGCAAAUUAAACGAGCUGGUUCACGAAUGUAACGUUCAACUGGCGGCUUUUCGACACGCCGUUCAAGGGAUUGGAACGGCUCAAGAUGGGGCGAGUUUGCGCAGAGAGGUGGAAACAGCUGGUCGAGCCUGUUAUCGAGCGUGCGAGGCCGCAAAAAACUGUGUUCUCCCUCAACUUCGGCAUGAAGGCGUAGAGUUUACGCGACACGCCUCUCAAUUCAUCGGUUGCGUAGCGGCGUUUGUCGUUGAAAUGAAGCGAUGUAUGGCUCUAGAAACGACCUUCCCAGCUCCCGUUGAACCUUGUGUGACGAAGACACAAAUCGAGGCGAUGGAGAGUAUGCUGGAGACGCUCGAGAAUUUGAUCACCGUGCAUUUCUCGACGAAUGAGGGAUCACCCACUGACAAAGUGACACCCCGUCGUCGUCGAGCCACCUCGUGUCGACCGCAAUGCGUGUGCUCGAAGCUGAAAACCAGUUACGCC
Molecule: messenger RNA, 507 nt
Organism: Mesorhabditis belari
Lineage: Eukaryota; Metazoa; Nematoda; Chromadorea; Rhabditida; Rhabditidae
Source: the annotation of a GenBank genome assembly